AUAACCCAUUGGCUGAUAGAGUAACAAAUGAGAAGUAACUGCACUCCAUUGACCUGCUUAACCCUGCAGGGAAUGAUGGGAAGGGGCAGCCGUUUGCUUUGAAACCGUGGAACAGCCUGGGAAAAAUGGAAAGUAACGUCCCUAACCAAAGGCAGCGGACCCUGUCAACAACUGGAGAAGCUCUAUAUGAAAUCCUCGGUCUGCAGAAGGGAGCAACAAACGAAGAAAUCAAGAAAACCUACAGAAAAUUGGCCCUGAAACAUCAUCCAGAUAAGAAUCCAGAUGACCCGGCAGCUGCUGAGAAGUUUAAAGAAAUCAACAACGCACACACAAUACUCACCGACGCCACCAAGAGAAACAUCUACGACAAGUACGGAUCUCUCGGGCUCUACGUGGCUGAGCAAUUUGGAGAAGAAAAUGUCAAUACCUACUUCAUGCUAUCAAGCUGGUGGGCAAAGACCCUGUUCACCAUCAUUGGCCUCUUGACAGGCUGCUAUUUUUGUUGUUGCCUGUGUUGCUGCUGUAACUGUUGCUGUGGACGCUGCCGGCCCAAAUCAUCUGCGUCAGAAGAGGACUGCUAUGUGUCACCGGAGGACCUGGAAGAACAGAUCAAGAGCGACAUGGAAAAAGAUGAGGACUUUCCAGUCGUUCUCCAGCCUCCAAACGCAAACGAGAAGACACAGCUGAUCAGCGAGGGAGCACGAAGUUACCGCACCGACUCUUGAUGU
Perognathus longimembris pacificus (Pacific pocket mouse) is the source of this 728-nucleotide messenger RNA. RefSeq names its product DnaJ heat shock protein family (Hsp40) member C5 beta (gene Dnajc5b). The transcript is spliced from 5 exons. The coding region runs from base 126 to 725 and encodes 199 amino acids. Lineage: Eukaryota; Metazoa; Chordata; Mammalia; Rodentia; Heteromyidae. The record is from RefSeq and is a predicted model, not a curated record.